Fonsecaea pedrosoi CBS 271.37 is the source of this 1800-nucleotide messenger RNA. RefSeq lists its product as uncharacterized. The transcript has a single exon. The record is from RefSeq and is a predicted model, not a curated record. Lineage: Eukaryota; Fungi; Ascomycota; Eurotiomycetes; Chaetothyriales; Herpotrichiellaceae. Bases 1 to 1800 code for a protein of 599 amino acids.
AUGUAUUCUUAUAGUACUGGAAACCCAUUGUCACAUCGUCGAACUAGACCUCUGGCGGCCGCGGAACCACGCUCCAUUCCUGAGACAUAUAAAGAGCCUCGCAGCUCCAUUCCAGUGCGGCCAGAAUUUUCUCUGGAUGUUGCAGGAGAUCCGAUAGCAAGCGCAAAAUCGACGAGCUACACGCUAGUAGGUGGUGAGCCUAGGAGCCGUCGAGAUACCAUUCCUCGGACAUCUCCCAACAAUAGUGCAUCACCACCGUCGCGUCUGGGUUGGAGCUCUGGAGCUUGCUGGGAGCCAGGCUUUGCGAAUGAAGACAAGGAGCUUCCACUGCCUGUCCCGGAGAAAGAGGCUGUAGCUCAAGCCUCUUCGAGUGAUUUCAAAAAGAGCAUUCCCUCACAGUCUCACCCCGGCCAUGGCCUAUCUACUCGAACAUCGGCUAUGGGUUCGCGCUCCACCCUGGUCGACCAAGAUGGUUGGCAUCAGGGAGUCCUGGAGGGGAUGACCGGAAGCGUCAACGACGGCUGUAAGCAAGGAGAAGCUGCUCGCUGCACCAGAUCGACAUCAACGCGAUCACUGCACAUCGCAACGCGCCGGCUGCCCAUCAGAGGACCUCGGGUCACAUCACCAUUGUUGUUCGCCUUCGACGCGACCGACGGAGGUGAUAGUGACAGGGCUAGUUCACCACUGUUAUACCAGGACCUCAGUUUCUUCGGUGACUAUGAUGGGAAGGAUGAAACCAUGGGGACCCAUGAAGGCGUCAAAGGUGGCGGGGAGUCCUUUGCUCUCCCUUCAACAACGCCCCAAGAGAUGGACAUUGCAUCCUCCGGAGAGGAAUCAUUUGUAUUCAACUCUCAGUCCCCGCCGUCCUUCGACAUGGGAAGUCAGCAAAAAAUCGAAGACCUCGUUUUGGAGAUCGGGCAAGACUUGAUACGAGAGUUCGUCUCCUACAGAGGAGGGAUGACCGUACACACUCCUCAGAGCUCGCAAGAAUCACCCACAAGCUCCAACGGUGGAAUCCAGUCCACCCCGGGGUCUUGUUCAUCGAACAAGCAGGUGAACAAUGUGUCAGGAUCGUCCGGAAAGAACAAACGCCGAAAAGUCGACGGCGAUGAUGAGUCAAGAAAGCCACAGAGACCGCGCAUCGAGAGUCCCAUCCUGGAAGAUCUUGAUGCAGAAGGUCUUCUUGCCUGUCCCUAUGCGAAAUAUGAUCCAAAUAGAUAUUCGGAAAUGAACCCCAAUCUGCAUGAAAAGGCGUAUCGUCGAUGUCGAAGUGUAUGCUUGACAAGCAUCCCCCGACUGAAGCAGCAUCUUUACCGGGUCCAUCGGCGGCCGGAAUACUUUUGUUCGUCCUGCUAUACCGAAUUCGAGUCAGAAAGCGACGGCGAGCUUCACGCGCGGGCAAGGCCAGCUUGUGAUCUGAAAGACUGUCCCUUUGAGGAGAAGAUGACCCACGAGCAGUAUAAAGCAGUCAAGCGCAGGAAGAUGCGCAAAGACACCACGUCGGUGUGGUAUGGAAUCUUCGACAUACUCUUUCCCGAUGCGCAACGUCCAGGCACCCCGUAUAUUGAGGAUGCAAAUUCCCCGCCCAUAAGGCAAUAUGUCCGAGAUUACAACGUCUAUCUCGAAGCCCAUCUACCCCAGAGGUUGUCUGAAAGAAUGGGUGGUCCCCUCUUUGGCGGGGAUCCCAUGAUGUUUCAGUGGCUUGUCAAUAUGGCCCUCGAGGAGACUUUGCCAACUGUCCUGCGGGAGUUGCAUGAUACAUACCAAACACUGGGAUCUGUGGAAGGCGCCAAGGCCUAA